Messenger RNA from Linum tenue, 261 nucleotides. Lineage: Eukaryota; Viridiplantae; Streptophyta; Magnoliopsida; Malpighiales; Linaceae. The record is from the annotation of a GenBank genome assembly.
AUGAAACCAGAGGUUUACCCGCUGCUAGCUGCCAUGGGAUUUGUGGUGACGAUGGUGGGGUUCCAGUUGAGCAGGAACCUUGUGCUCAACCCUGAUGUCAGAAUCAACAAGAAUAAGAGGCUGAUGGGGGUGCUGGAGAACGGAGAGGAAGGGGAGAAGUACGCCGAGCAUGGUCUCCGGCGGUUCCUCCGCACGCGGCCGCCGGAAGUCAUGCCCACUCUCAAUUCCUUCUUCUCAUCAUCGUCGUCCGACCAGAAAUAA